GAUUCGGAGGGAUAUGAGUUGUAGUGUAAAUCAAAAAUCUGCCUCCCCCAGAACGCUGCUUCCUGCGUCCCACUUUGCUCUCUCGGGGGGGCUGGGAGGAAGGGCCCUGAUGGCCCUGUGGAGACUCAGGGCAGGAGUGCACUUGGUGGAGGGGGGGUUGGCGCAAGAGUUGGCCUGGUUCCAGGCAUAGGACUAGGAAGGGACCCAGCCCUCCGAGUGACCAUUCUAGUUUGACAGGGGACUGUAUAUGACACCAGUGUCUGCUCCUCCCCAGAUGGAGGUACAGAGGGCUUUGGAGCGGCUGCACAUGACAAUUUUCUCCCAGAGUGUUUCCCCCUGUGGCAAGUUCUUAGCAGCAGGGAACAACUACGGGCAGAUUGCCAUCUUCAGUUUAUCAGCUGCUUUGAGCUCAGAGGCCAAAGAGGAAAGUAAGAAGCCAUUGGUGACCUUUGUAGCCCAUGAUGGACCAGUGUACAGCCUGGUCUCAACAGACCGACAUUUGCUCAGUGCAGGGGAUGGUGAAGUGAAAGCCUGGCUUUGGGGAGAGAUCAUAAAGAAGGGCUGUAAGGAAGUAUGGAGCCGACACCCCCCAUACAGGCUGACCCCAUUUGCCCUUCCAAACAGGAGCAGCCUAGAAGUUCCUGAAAUCAAUGCUUUGCUGCUUAACCCUAAGGAGAAUUCCCUCCUCUUGGCAGGAGGUGACUGCCAACUUCAUACUAUGGAUCUGGAGACCGGGUCAUUCACACGUGCCCUUCGAGGUCACACUGAUUACAUUCAUUGUCUGGCUCUUCGGGAAAGAAGUCCUGAAGUGCUGUCUGGGGGUGAAGAUGGCACAGUUCGUCUUUGGGAUCUUCGUACAGGUGAGGAAGUUCAGACCAUUGAAGUUUACAGACAUGAGGAGUGUGCCAGACCCCAGAAUGGGAAAUGGAUUGGAUGUUUAGCAACUGACUCGGACUGGAUGGUAUGUGGAGGAGGCCCUGCUCUUACCCUUUGGCACCUUCGGUCUGCCACACCCACAACAGUGUUUCCACUUAGGGCUCCACAGAAACAUGUAACCUUUUAUCAAGACCUGAUCCUCUCAGCAGGACAGGGACCCUGUGUGAACCAGUGGCAGCUGAGUGGGGAGCUGAAAGCCCAGGUACCUGGCUCCUCACCCAGCCUACUUAGUCUUAGCCUCAACCAGCAGCCUGCUGCACCAGAGUGCAAGGUUCUGACAGCUGCAGGAAAUAGCUGUAGAGUUGAUGUCUUCACUAACCUGGGAUAUCGAGCCUUCUCCCUCUCCUUUUCUUGACCCUCUUCUCCAAACUUCCCCUUCCCCAUUUGUUAGGAUCUACUUUAUUAAUAAAAAAAAAAAAUGAAAACCA
Gracilinanus agilis (Agile Gracile Mouse Opossum) is the source of this 1364-nucleotide messenger RNA. It is a transcript of the gene THOC6, whose product is annotated as THO complex 6. Gene Ontology annotation, biological process: mRNA export from nucleus. The transcript is spliced from 12 exons. Gene Ontology annotation, cellular component: transcription export complex; THO complex. Bases 248 to 1291 code for a protein of 347 amino acids. The record is from RefSeq and is a predicted model, not a curated record. Gene Ontology annotation, molecular function: protein binding. Lineage: Eukaryota; Metazoa; Chordata; Mammalia; Didelphimorphia; Didelphidae.